This is a messenger RNA of Cyprinus carpio (common carp), 2289 nucleotides long. RefSeq names its product flotillin-2. The record is from RefSeq and is a predicted model, not a curated record. Lineage: Eukaryota; Metazoa; Chordata; Actinopteri; Cypriniformes; Cyprinidae. Gene Ontology annotation, biological process: protein localization to plasma membrane; regulation of myoblast differentiation. Gene Ontology annotation, cellular component: plasma membrane.
CAAACACAGCCAGACAGUAUCACGCACCACCCUUCUGUGGCGGGCAGGGUCGCCUGUGUUGACAAACAUUUAUUCUCUCACUAGGGCGGAGAUUUGUGCAUUUUACGAGACAAAAACCUACUAAAUAAACGCUUUAUUUAAUAGCUAGGAAUACAUAGGAAAGGAUUAUUGUUCGGGAUUAAAUGCGAGUAUGGGUUGCUGCCUGACUGUUGGACCAAAUGAAGCGCUCGUUGUGUCAGGUGCCUGUUGUGGGUCAGAUGCAAAGACGUACGUGGUGGGAGGCUGGGCGUGGGCAUGGUGGCUUAUAUCAGACACACAGAGAAUUACACUAGAGAUUAUGACACUACAGCCUAAGUGUGAAGACGUGGAGACAGCGGAGGGAGUCGCUAUUACAGUGACAGGAGUUGCUCAAGUCAAGGUUAUGACUGACCAAGACUUGCUGGCUGUUGCCUGUGAGCAGUUUCUGGGGAAGUCUGUCAUGGAAAUCAAGGCUGUGGUUCUGCAAACCCUAGAAGGACAUUUGCGUUCUAUCUUAGGCACUUUGACAGUGGAGCAGAUCUACCAGGACAGAGAUGAGUUUGCUCGGCUGGUGAGGGAGGUGGCAGCUCCUGAUGUGGGCCGGAUGGGUAUUGAGAUCCUCAGCUUCACUAUAAAAGAUGUCUAUGAUAAGCUGGACUACCUGAGCUCUCUUGGAAAAACUCAGACAGCGGCUGUACAAAGGGAUGCCGACAUCGGCGUGGCCGAGGCAGAGAGGGAUGCUGGGAUUAGAGAAGCUGAGUGCAAGAAAGAAAUGAUGGAUGUGAAGUUCUUGGCGGACACUAAAAUGGCCGACUCCAAACGAGAGCUGGAGCUGCAGAAAGCUGCUUUCAAUCAAGAAGUGAACACUAAGAAAGCCGAGUCUCAGCUGGCCUAUGAACUACAGGCAGCGAAAGAGCAACAGAAGAUCAGAUUGGAGGAGAUCGAAAUCGAGGUCGUGCAGAGGAAAAAACAGAUCUCCAUCGAGGAGAAAGAGAUUGAGAGGACAGAGAAGGAGCUGAUUGCGACGGUCAAGCGUCCUGCUGAAGCAGAGGCUUACAAGAUGCAGCAGCUGGCUGAAGGACAAAAGUUGAAGAAAGUGCUGAUUGCUCAGGCCGAGUCAGAGAAGAUCAGGAAGAUCGGAGAGGCAGAUGCCAUCUCUAUCUCAUCCGUGGGGAAGGCCGAGGCUGAGAGUAUGAGGCUGAAGGCAGAGGCCUACCAGCAGUACGGAGAGGCCGCCAAGACUGCGCUCGUCCUAGAAGCACUGCCCAAGAUUGCUGGAAAGGUAGCGGCUCCUCUGGCCAGGACCAAUGAGAUUGUUAUUCUGAGUGGGGAUGGAAACCGUGUGACCGGGGAGGUGAACCGCCUCCUCGCCGAGCUGCCCGUGUCUAUUAAUGCACUCACGGGUGUGGACCUGUCCAAGAUGCCUCUGUUGCAGAAGAUGACAGGUGCUCAAGCAUGAAGUCAAUCAGUUGCGUCUCCUUCAUGAUGUGUUGUAUGCACUCACAGAAACUGCCUUUAGAAGAUUUGAAUUACAAAAACAAAACAAAACAAAAAAACAAGUAGAUUUUGAUACCUCUGGUGCCUUAAUGUUUCAUAGGACCAGAAUUUCUGCAUGCACUGCUGCUCCCACAUUCUGCAAUUCGCUUUAUUUUUAAAUCACUUGCGGCUGGAGUCACUGUACAUCACAUACGUCAGAGACCAUAAGUACAACCAGUAUUGGUUUUUGUUUUAUAUUUUUGUAGUGUCAGCAUACGAAACUUAGCCUAUCACACUUUAUUCUUUACUAUUUUAUACACUUUAUUUUCAUCUCUACACUACACAGACACUUUAACACUCAACGGUGAGUCAGCUUUAGAUUACAAUCAAAUCUGUUUAUCCAUCCAAAGUCCAGCACUACUUCUUCAUUCACGUUAAGUCAUAUUUCUAACUAAAAAGCGACUUACCUUACAGAUCCUGCCAUGAUUUCUAACAUUCAGGAAGAUGCCACUGAUGUAGAGUAGCGAGUAGCAUUCAGUAUACUAAGCUCUUGGGCAAAGCAUUGCCUUACGGGUAAAUAUCAGUGUCAUCUUAGGUAGAAUCAAGCCAAGUGCUCCUCUUCUUUUUAAAAGUUGCUGACACAUAAACAAACAUGGCCUUUAUAAACCGAUCCAUCUUCUGAAUUAUCGUGUAAGUCACCUGAGCUCAACAGUAGUUCAGAUCACUUUUUUGCCUGUAGAUUUGUAAGAUCUUUGGAUUGUAUGUGUGCUUUGUUUUGUUUAUAUUAUUGGAGAA